AUGACGGAGACCAUCGAGACCGAUGUGUUCGAAAGCUACAAUUUAUAUUCGCAUCCGGAGAAGUUCUACAUCGAGCCAACGGAUUUGGGCGGCGGCACGGCGGCGUUGUACCAUUUAGAGAUUGAUAGGCACACAAAUGCGAUACGUUUAGUCGAUUCUCGCGCCGAACGCAUUCCGAUCGCCGAUUCGGACAUUAAAUUCAUCUACGGAAUUCUCGGAACAAUUCGCCUCGUUUCCGGUUACGCCCUAAUUGCAAUAACCAACGCAAAAGUUGUGGGACAUGUGAAUAAUAACAAAGUUUGGUCAAUUGUCGACACUGAAAUCAUUCCGUUCAAAAAAACCGUGCUCCAUUUGACCGAAAAACAGGUUCGAUAUGAUCGACGAUUCACCGAAAUGAUUCAAUAUGUGAUGUCGACGGGCGGUUUUUAUUAUUCGACGACGUUCGAUUUGUCGAGAACUCUUCAAUGGCUUCAUGAGAAUUCGUCGCCGACGUUCAAAAAUAUGCCAAUGAUCGAUCGGGCUAGUGAUCGAUUCGUGUGGAACGGCCAUCUUCUCUCGCAAAUUCGAGCAGUCGCCGGGGCUCAUCGCUUCGCGUUGCCGGUGAUUCACGGCUUCUUCGGCGAGGCGACAAUCACCGAGAAUGGUCAAAAAUUCAAAAUCGCGUUGGUCUCGCGACGAAGCAAAUUGCGCGCCGGCGUUCGCUUCUACAAACGCGGCGUCGAUCACGAGGGCCACGCGGCGAAUUACGUCGAAACCGAGCAGAUCGUCGAGUUCGAUCACAACAUCACCGCGUUCGUGCAGAUUCGCGGCUCGAUUCCGCUAUUGUGGUCGCAGCGGCCCAAUUUGCGAUGGCAGCCGUUGCCGACGAUGAAGCCGACCGAUGAUCAGCUCGCCGCGUUCAAACGAUCGUUUGAAUGGCACAAAUUGCACUAUGGUGGAAAGCAUGUAAUUGUGAAUCUGAUAAACCAAAAAGGGCGUGAGAAACGCGUCGGUUCGGAACUCGAGCGUGUCGCCCAACAAGCGAAUCUCGAUUAUGUCAGAUAUCACCAAUUCGAUUUUCACAAGGAAUGCCGCGCGAUGCAAUGGCACCGGAUUGAUUUGCUCCGAGAGCAACUAUCGGCCGAGCAAACAGCUUUUGGAUUUUUCGCGUUCAACCCAAUUUAUCCGAAUGAGGCGAGACUUCAACGCGGGUUUUUCCGAACGAAUUGUAUGGAUUGUCUGGAUCGAACCAACGUCGUCCAAUCGGUGUUGGCCGCCGAAUCGCUCAACCAGCAGCUCAGAUUGCUCGGAAUUCUCGGCGCCCAUGAGAAAGUGCUCGAGAUUCCGUCGAUCGCCACACGUUUCAAGCAUCUUUGGGCUGAUAAUGGCGACGAAUGCAGCCGACAGUACGCGGGAACCGGCGCUUUGAAGUCGGAUUACACCCGAUUGGGCAAACGAACCUAUUAUGGAGCGAUGAACGAUGGGGUGAAUGCGAUCACCCGAUAUGUUCGCAAUAAUUUCAACGACGGAUAUCGACAGGACGCCAUUGAUCUAUUCCUUGGCAAUUAUGUCGUCGAUCCAUCGAUUCUGCCGCCGUCGAUGGAAGCCCCGUUGUUCUCGACGGACCCGAACGGUCUUGCGCUCAUUGCCGCGCUUUUCGCAAUGUCGAUGACAAUUUUGUGUAUUCUCGUCGCAGACAACCUAACCGCCACAAUCUUCUGGUUUGUCAUCUUUUUCGUGUGUAUUUCGUUCAUUUUCCUCAACGGCGAAGAAUUCGUCAACGCGCCGAAGCUUAAAAUCGAUUAG
Caenorhabditis bovis is the source of this 1785-nucleotide messenger RNA. The record is from the annotation of a GenBank genome assembly. Lineage: Eukaryota; Metazoa; Nematoda; Chromadorea; Rhabditida; Rhabditidae.